Saprolegnia diclina VS20 is the source of this 790-nucleotide messenger RNA. RefSeq lists its product as hypothetical. Gene Ontology annotation, molecular function: ubiquitin binding. The record is from RefSeq and is a predicted model, not a curated record. NCBI's taxonomy places the organism in Eukaryota, Oomycota, Saprolegniomycetes, Saprolegniales, Saprolegniaceae. The annotation marks the transcript as partial. The transcript has a single exon.
UUUUGCCUCGAGCCACCGCGGUCCGCUUGGUAGGUGCGGAGACGACCCCCUUUUCGUACGACAUUAUUUAUCGCUUGCCGCCAUGCAGCCUUCCCGCGCCGCCUCCUCCAUGCUGCCACGUGCCGCCUCGAUGGACCUGCCGCCCAUGCGCCAUGAGCCCGCGCUCGCCCGCGCGGCCUCGCUGGACGACCGGGCUUGCGCGACGCGGCCGCAGAUCGUCGUCCCGAGCGACUGCUUGAGCAUGAUGACGAUGACGUCGUCGCCCAUCUCGGUGCAAGCGGUGCACAGCGGGACGCUCGAGGACGAGAUGAAGUGCUUUGGCCUCGACGUCGCGACCGAAUUCCUCUUUUGGAAGGAAGAGAACCUUGCGCUCCUCGAAAUGUCGUUUCCAGCGAUGGACCGCGACCUCCUCGAAGACGUCUUGAUCGAAACCAACUACGAUCUGGGCGCCGCCGUCGACAUGAUCCGCGCGCGUGUCGACGUGAUCAACGACAUGGACGGCGAGGUCUCGUUGGCGCUUGACGACAUGAUGCGCCACCAGAUUGGCUCGAGCCAUACGCCGCACGAGUGGGUCCUUGUCACGGACGACUGGGUCGUCGUCGACGAGACCACCAACAAGCUGCCGUUGACCGACUACACAAGCAUUGCGCUGCACGGAUCGUCGGCCUACUACUAGCUCGCUCGCGCAUGUGUUUUCUGUUUGUUUUCUUAUCUAUCGCUCCCGUAAAGCGCUUGAUAGCGUCGCCAAUUUUGAUAUAAAUAUACAUAAGUUAUCUAUACAAGAGGGCAA